Molecule: messenger RNA, 874 nt
Organism: Xylaria bambusicola
Lineage: Eukaryota; Fungi; Ascomycota; Sordariomycetes; Xylariales; Xylariaceae
Exons: 2
Coding region: 476-712 (78 amino acids)
Source: RefSeq, a predicted model, not a curated record
GGAGCAUAGAGUAGGUAUUUGGAAAGCCUGUAUGAGGUCUUAAGUAAAGCUGGUAAACAGGAACUUGAAAAGGCACCUCGUUAUAUACUUGAUUACCUCGGUAGAUGAUUAAUCUAUCUAUUAAUCCAUAGUACCUUUCCAGACCCUAGAGGUCUACGUCAGUACUACUUAUGUUUGACCCAAGCAAUUGAGUAGUAUACCAUAUAUACUACCUAUGUAUGUCUCCGAUGUCUGUAGAAGGGGAGUCUCAACACUCGUCAGGUAAUUUAUUCACCUUCUUUACCUAGGUAUGCCUCACCUCUCAGCUGCCUCCGCUGUUUAGUUCAUUUCACCCUGCUGUAUUGAUGGAAAUGACAACAAUCUACUUAGGUAGAUUCUUCUGAAGUGGUCGAUUGUAUGUUGCCCAGUUUGCCCUACAUAUGUAGAUGUGAGGUUCCACCUAACUGGUAAGCAAGAAUAGCCAAGGUGGCCUGAGAUGAUGCAAAUUCCAUUGUCAUUGGCCGUUGUUCCUUGUCUUCGCCGAGUUUGUCAACAACCUUGGAAGACCCAUGUCGGUUCAAAGUGCGGUACACAAGCCACAGUAAGGUUCUCUUGUGUGUGUACAUGUAAGGUGCAUAUAUUUCGUACGCAGCAGGUAACAAGACAUCAACAACAAGGAUGGUUGAAUCUUCCCAUCAACCCAGCACCUCCACACCAAAAGUCACUUCCGUAGGCAUCGCAAGAUUCCAAGUUCGUUGAUGGUCUCAUUGAUCACAUAAUAACUCCGGGCAAUAAGUGGUGCAUGACUUAGGUAGUACCUACAUACGGAGUAGGUAUAUGUAGGAGGUACAGAGAGAUUAGCUUCCUUUUGUCCCUUCACGUGCCUCUCAUCACC